GAUUGAUGCAGUUUUUCUUGGACAAAAUUUUUCACUAAUUAUUGAUUUCUUUACAAAAGAAAAACAUUGCAAAAAGCAGGCAAAUGUGGAAAAGUGUUCACUGCACAACACACAAUUUUCUUUUCGGUUUCGGUUUCGGUUUCAGUUUCAGUUUUUCUCUUUUUUACAAUUUGCAAAAUGUGUGAAUAAAUUAUGUGUAAUUUAUUUAAAUUUAAACUUGAAAAUUUUCUGUAAAUUGAUGUUAACAUGGAAAACCUAAAUUUUUCACGAACACCGCAAUUUCUGCGGAAAGUCAUUUCAGAGGCUAGAAGAUCAUUUAUACGUAGCGAAGAUCAAGAAGCUAAUAUUGUAGACGAGCGUAGUGAAGGCGAGUGCUGUGACGAAGUAUACGUAGAUGAAAUGGAACUGUCUCACAGUUUGACUUUGAAUGAGGAAGCUUUAAAACAGCUGCCAGAGCCAAAAAAACCAGUUUUUAUUUUUGAAUGGUUGCGUUAUUUGGAGAAAAUAUUACCCACAGCACAUAAAUCUGAAAUCAAAGGAUGCCAAAAGAAAUUGGUACAACAGUUGACGGAGCAAAUACAAGGUUCACCGGGACCACCAACCCGAAAACUUAUAGCAAGUUGUCUAGCCACGCUAUUCUCGGUCGGAGACACAUUUAUGCUGUUUGAUACAGUAAAUGCCUGCAAUGAUAUUCUAAAAAACAAAGAUGACUCACCAAGCUAUCUGCCCACAAAGCUUGCUGCUAUUUGCGUACUUGGUUCUAUGUAUGAAAAGCUUGGGCGUAUGAUGGGUCGUUCAUAUGAAGAAACAGUUCAGAUACUCAUACGCACGCUACGCAAUGCAGAAUCACAAACCCGUAUUGAAAUUAUGGUCACAUUGGAAAAGGUGUGCGCUGGCAUGGGCACCGCUAUAUCUAAUGUCCAUAAAGAUGUAUAUAAAUCCACAAAACAUUGCCUUACAGAUCGUGUAAUGGCCGUUCGCGUAGCAGCAGCAAAAUGUAUGCUUGAAAUGAUCAAUCAUGCAUCCUUUCUUUAUCAAACCGAACUGGAGAGUUUAGCUACGCUGUGUUUCCGAGCUUUCGAUGGAAGUAACUAUGAAGUACGUUGUGCUGUAGCUAAGCUGCUUGGUACUUUGUUAGCCUUCACUCAACAACCUAAUGAAGCACUGAAUAGAAAACCUGUAGCACAGGUUGUACACGGUAAAAAUAUGCCGCGCAAUGUUUCAUUGGAUGAAGCAUUAGGCAUUUUAAUGUCAGGUUUUCUGAGAGGUGGAGUAUCAUUCCUUAAGGGUACUGGCGAAAUUAUUAAAGGCAGUUCCGGCGUUAAUCGUGAAGUACGUGUUGGCGUUACACAUUCCUAUGUAGUGUUUGUGCAAUUUAUGGGUAGUGUUUGGUUGGAACGUAACCUUAGCACAUUUCUAGUGCACGUUUUAGAUUUAGUAGCAAAUCCAAAAGCGGCUUCUUCACAUGUCGAUGCCGUCUACUCACGCAAGUGUAUUAAUUUUAUAUUACGUUCCAUAAUUGGUAAAAUGUUGGGAGAAAAAGCACAAACAUCAGCCUGUAAAGAACUCAUACAUAUUGUGGCAAAACAAAUGAAUUCCAUUGAUUUUAAUCCAGAAAAUGCUAAGGAUUCCAAUCAAGAAACGCUAUUUAGUCAGCAUUUAUUGGUGUGUGCAUUGCAAGAACUUGGUUCAUUAGUAUUAGGCUUAGGCACAACUGCUCAAAAUUUACUAAAUGAUAAUACAUUAAAUUCCAUUGAUGCUACCUGUGCUGUAUUGGUGCAUCCUUGUGCCGCAGCACGUUUAGCAGCAGCCUGGUGUUUACGUUGCUUUUGUGUAGCCGUGCCAAGUCAAAUAACGCCUCUAAUAGAUCGUUUUGUUGAAGCCAUUGAGCAUAUGCGGUCAUCACCAGAAGCUAUAGCCGGUUACAGUUGUGCAUUAGCGGCCAUUUUGGGUAGUGUACGUUACUCACCACUUGGCAUACCACAUACCAAAGGCAAAGUAGUAUUCAAUACAGCUGAAGAGUUACUACGUUCAGCUUCCCAAAAUAGUCGCAUGUCAUUAAAUAGAACUCAAGCUGGUUGGCUGCUUAUAGGCGCUAUAAUGACACUUGGUUCAUCAGUAGUGAAAGGUCUUCUACCGCGAAUGGUAUUGCUAUGGCGUAAUUCAUUUCCACGCUCAAAUAAAGAAUUGGAGUCGGAAAAAGCACGUGGCGAUGCGUUUACCUGGCAAGUUACACUGGAAGGGCGUGCUGGAGCUUUAUCAGUUAUGCAUAGCUUUCUGUUAAACUGUCCGGACUUAUUAACUGAAGAUAUAACACGAAGACUAUUAACUCCGAUCGAGAGUGCGUUAGCAAUGCUAGUCAACUUAUCUGCUGUGUUAAAAACUUAUGGCACACAACUUAAAGCACCAGCUGCAAUGGUACGUUUAAGACUUUAUGAAACGCUUACAUUAUUGCCACCAAAUGCUUUGGAGUCAUCCUAUACACAUUUAUUACGUAUGCUUGUAUCGGAAUUUACGCUGGCGGAAAAUGCUGCAAAUACAACCAACUCCUUGUUGCGUGCCUUAUGCCACGGCGAUGAUUCAAUUAUUUUAGGAACUUGGUUACAAGAAACCGAUCAUCGUACUAUUGAAGAUCAGAUGGAGCCAAAUCGUAAAUCAGAUGGGGAGCAUUUGCAACCAAAUAGCGCCGCUGGGUCGGGUGCUUUAGAACAUGAUCCUUGUUGCUUGUAUCGUCCUCCAACAGUUGGUGUUAUGAGCGCAGCAGCCAUUAGCAAUGCCCUAAAUGCGAGUAAUAAAAUAGAGCAAUGUCCUGGUCCACUGCCUUUAGGUGUGGCAGUUAUUGAUAUGUCGGUUUCGUUAUUCGGCCUAAUCUUUCCAAAAGUCGCCAACAAACACCGUUUACAGAUGUUGGAACAUUUUGGUGAGUGCAUUCGACAAGCUAAAAGCAGCCGCCAAGAAGCUGUGCAAAUGAAUAUAUUCACUGCGCUCCUAAGCGGUCUAAAAGGUUUAACCGAUAGUAAAUCAGGCAUUGGUGAAGAAAACGUUAAGAAAAGUGCAACUAAUUUGAUUGUUGCUGCAUUGGUCAGCUCAAAUGCUACACUACGUUGUGCAGCUGGCGAAGCACUUGGACGUAUGGCACAAGUCGUAGGCGAUUCUCGAUUUACGGCUGAAUUGGCACAAAAUUCAUUUGAUAAACUAAAAUCUGCCAGAGAUGUUAUAACGCGUACAGGUCAUUCUUUGGCUUUAGGAUGUUUGCAUCGUUACGUUGGUGGCAUGGGGUCUUCACAGCAUUUAAAUACAAGUGUAUCUAUACUGUUGGCACUAGCACAAGACACCUCAUCACCAGUUGUGCAGGUUUGGUCGUUGUAUGCUCUAUCGCUUAUAGCCGAUUCCGGUGGGCCGAUGUUCCGUAAUUAUGUAGAAGCUACUCUAUCGUUAAGUUUGAAACUUUUACUUGCGGUACCACACUCUAAUGUUGAUGUACACCAGUGUGUUGGACGUUUGCUGAAUGCAUUAAUUACAACUGUUGGUCCAGAAUUACAAGGUAAUGCAGUCGCUGUUUGUGCUAUGCGGUCUUCAUUCUUGUGCGCGGCUUCGAUAAUGCAAGCACACUCCGAUCCACUUGUGCAGGCUGAAGCUACCGGUUGUCUACAGCAAUUGCAUCUGUUUGCUCCGAAAACCGUGAACCUAUCAACUCUAGUGCCUACACUAGUUAAUACAUUAUCAAGUAAUUAUCUUAUGUUACGCAAAGCUGCUGUACGUAUGGCUCGACAGUUAUCACAUCGAGAAGCUAAAGAAAUAUGUGAAUUAGCACUUUCAAUUACACCAGAACAGUAUCCGGAUCUUGUCAUCACCGAGUUUGGGCUUCCUGGUUUAUUAUUCGCUAUGCUAGAUUCAGAAACUGAUGCUGAAAUGUUGAAAAAUAUACACGAUACGCUUACUUCCAUGUUACAAAUGUUAGCAUCAGAUAACCUUAGCUCUUGGUUAAGCCUUUGUAAGAAUGUUUUGACUGUUGCUGUGGAAAAUGCAGCAAUACAAGAUGAAAGUAACACAACAAAAAGUGAUCCUUCUAAUAAGAAUUCAAAUGCAGCAGAUAAUGCAACAAAAGAUGAUAAUGACGAUGAUGAUAAUGCGGAUGAUGAUGAUGUCGCUGAAUAUCAUGCUGAGGAAAAUACUUCAACACAUCCUGCUGUGCAGCCACGCUGGCCUACACGUGUAUUUGCUGCGCAAUGUGUUCGGAAAAUUAUCUCCACUUGUGAAUCAGCAAAUCCUAUACAUUUUGAUUUGAUACAAGCUAAAGAAAUGCAAAUGAUUAAAUCUCGUGGUGAUUAUUUAAUUUUACAUUUAGCAGAAUUGAUACGUAUGUCAUUCAUGGCUGCAACUUCUGACUCAGAUCAAUUACGUUUAGAGGGGUUACGUACACUACAGGAAAUUAUAGAUCGAUUUGCUGGUGUGCCUGAACCGGAAUUUCCUGGUCAUCUAUUAUUGGAACAAUUCCAAGCACAAGUUGGUGCUGCUUUAAGGCCUGCAUUUUCACCAGAUACACCAUCACAUGUAACUGCGGCAGCAUGCGAAGUUUGCUCAGCUUGGAUUGGUUCUGGAGUAGCACGAGAUUUGAAUGAUUUACGACGCGUACAUCAGUUGUUAGUAUCAUCACUUGAUAAAUUACACUCGAAAACCAACAGCACACAACUUUACAACGAAUCUAUGGCUACACUAGAGAAAUUAAGCAUUUUAAAAGCUUGGGCUGAAGUAUACAUUGUUGCUAUGAUCGGCAAUGGUUCAGCACCGGCUUCUAUGUUUCAGAAGAAACUAACAACAACCAACAGCAUUUCGCCGUUAACUACAGGCUUAGACUUAGAUAAUGGUGAUUUAAUGAAUGAUGAUUUCGGUGAUUUUGAAAGUCAUGGUGAAAGUUUGUUAAGCUUAGUUAAGCCAGAAUUAAGCAAUUUAUCGACGCAUUGGCUGGCAGCUAUGAAAGAUCACGCGCUUUUAUUAUUACCAGCUGAGUUUCAAAGUCAGUUACCACAUGAUGGAGGUGCAUUUUACACUACUGAUACCAUAAACUCUUCCAAGCCUCACUAUUUGACAUCAUGGCCCCCAAUACUUUAUGCAGCUUCCUUAUGGCUUAAGGAUGAAGGAUUUGCUUUACAUUUAAACACGAACUCCGCUAAUUCUAAUGGUGUUGCGGAUAAGACAAAUUUUGAAGCUAAUAAUAAUAUAACACAUGGUUCACUAUCAGCAGAUCGUUUCCAUAUGAUAUUUGGAAUUUGUAUGCAAGCGUUAUGUAGUACACGUACUUCGGAAAAACCCAAAAAUGUUUUAAGUUGUCUACAAUCUUUAUACACAAUUUUCGAUUCGAAUUGGGCACGACAACAGUUAGUCAAAGAUAAAGCUUUAACGAUUGAACUUUGCAAUGUUUUACAUCGCCAAAUUUUAACGCGAGAUGAGUUAUUGGUGCAGUUACUCUGCAUGGAAAUUCUCAAGCAAUCCAUACAAGCCGCAAAAGAAGACUUGGAAACAAAAAAGAAUGUAUAUCUGGAACAGCACAAAAAUACGGAUAAUAGUGAAAAUAUUUCACUAAACACAGAAAUAGAAAACUUAGGCGAAGGUGGUACUAAAGGUGAAAUUCCGCCUGGCGAUUCACAUGUGUAUGCAGUUUUAGAAGUGUGCUUAUGCGUUUUUGUACGACAGAUACCAACUAUGAAUCCUAGUGCUGCCAGCAAAUUAAGCACAAUACAAUUUCAGCAAGAACUAGCAGCAAAAAAUAGUUCUUCGCAGUCUUUCUUUUCAGUACUAUCUGAAGAUAAUGGUAUGCUAGUUGCAAGUGGUCUACAAUGUGUUGAGGAACUUACAGCACUCUGUUCACCACAAGGUGCACUUACAAUUCUACCAACUAUACUGUUCAUGACAACAUCUAUUAUAAGAGAGAUUGCCAAUAAAUCUUCGAUUGACUCAACUAUACUAGCAAAUACAAGUGCGGUACAAGCCGCAUUGCACACACUUAAAUCGGUAUGUAUUGAUAAUUGGGCAAAAAAUGAGACAGUAUCAAGCGAUUGGCAACAACUGCUACAAAGCGCACUUGCAACUAUAAUUGACUUGACAAAAACUGCUGGUGAUGAUGACGAACGCAAAGUCGAUGAAGUGACAAUGUUACUUGCUAUAGCUGUUUUUAUAUUACAUACACCGGCUUUCUUGAUAUCAGCUCCUUCAUUGCAAUAUCCAUGUAUUAAUCAUUUUCGACAAUGCAUGCAAUCUGAUAAUUUGUCAGUCAAAUUAAAAUGCAUUCAAACAGCUCGUUCGAUUUUUUCAAAAGCUGAUCUGAAGACCUCUACACCAUAUAUACAUGCCCUAGCUCCACGCAUCAUCGAAGGUUUAUAUAUGGAAACAACAAAAAUACCACGCACAGAUAUGGAAUUGCAAAUUACUUUGGAGAGCAUCGUAACAGUACAGACUUUAAUUGAGUUGGCGGAGCCGCAAAAUCGAAACUUAUUGCAAGGUAUUCAAAUGCUAACACUACUUGUUCCUGUGCUCAUCAACUUUUUGGCUGAGCCUAGUAAAUUGCGUACCCUACCCAAAUAUCAACGGCAGCUACAUGAGCAAUCAUUACAGUGGUUAAUGAAAAUUGGACCCAAAUAUCCACAGGAAUUCAAAACAUUGAUGGGACAGACACAGGAGUUACGUCAAAAACUUGAGGUAGCCAUACGAAAUCAGCAGCACACAAUAAACAUUGCGAACAAAGUGAACGAUAAUCGAAGUGCGGGUGCAGCACAAAAGCCGCAGAAACCUACUAUCAAACUGAAAACAGACUUCAGCAAUUUUCAUUGAAUUCGAGGGGAUAAUACGAGUACACUUUUUGGAAACGUGUAUUACGAAGUGUUGAAAUUACAUACAAAUAUAUGUGAUGUUUAUGCAAUUAUACUAAAAUUAUACUAAAAAUAAUUA
This is a messenger RNA of Teleopsis dalmanni, 6945 nucleotides long. Its product is annotated as HEAT repeat-containing protein 5B. Gene Ontology annotation, biological process: retrograde transport, endosome to Golgi; endocytosis; intracellular protein localization. The transcript has 11 exons. Gene Ontology annotation, cellular component: Golgi apparatus; endocytic vesicle; membrane. Bases 247 to 6828 code for a protein of 2193 amino acids. The record is from RefSeq and is a predicted model, not a curated record. Lineage: Eukaryota; Metazoa; Arthropoda; Insecta; Diptera; Diopsidae.